This is a messenger RNA of Racocetra persica, 260 nucleotides long. The record is from the annotation of a GenBank genome assembly. Lineage: Eukaryota; Fungi; Glomeromycota; Glomeromycetes; Diversisporales; Gigasporaceae.
AAUACUUGACCCUACAAAUUCUUUCUAUUGAGCGUAUUAAAAUGGCACAGUGUUUAUACUUCGAUGCGACAUUAGUUGAUUUAACAGUAAUUGAAUUGGAUGACAAGAAUGAGAAUAUAAGUGAUCGAUUUACAGAAGAUGUUUAUGACGCAAAACAGAUUUUACUUAAGUCAAUGAUAUCAAAAGUGGAUCAAAUUAAUAUUAAAGAAACCUGGCAAAUCACUGAUAAACAACCUGAAAACAGUCAAAGAAAAUACUUC